GCACAAAUGUGAUGAUUCAAUUUUACACAUUUGAAAAUUUGGAAACCCGCCGUCGCUCACCCUGUACCCCUAUUAGGGUCGGGCUCGGUAAAGCUAGAACUUUGGGGUACUCCCAACAAAAAGCUUGGUUAACAUCGGUAGCUCGACCACUGAUUCGUCAGAAUGACAAAUUAAAAUGAAAUGGAUAUGCCACAUCGUCUUUAUGUUUCCUUUGAUUAGCUAGGAAGAAACACCAUGAAUUUUUAAAUUUUAAUAUAGAUCACAGAACCUUUAACUUUCUAAUUUAUUGUAGUGAUAUUCUUCUUCCAAUUAUCUUUUCUUUGAGAGGGACCUCAAUUGUUUAGGGCUCAUGGUUUACACAUCAAAUUGAACUUUCAUCAUGAUUAACAUCAGAAUUAAUAGUUAUGUCAAUGUUUUUGGAUAUGUAGGAUAACUAGAAGAAUAACGUUGCAACAAGAUAGAAUUAAAUGCUCUAUUAACUUCUCUCUCCCCUUUUUCUCCCUUUCUUAAUUCUACUUACCAAACACGGUGUAAAUCAUUUUCAUAAUUGCUUUUUGGGCAAAACUCCCGCUUCUCUCUCUCUCUGAAACCCACUCACUCAGUGAAUAGUGAAACGAAUCUUCAGGAAGCUGAAAAUGAUCUUCUACGUUGCUGAUUGAUUACUGAUUCCUUCGUUCUCUUAUCAAAAUGAAGCCCACUCGCAGAUUCAACAAACCCCCCGAUACAGUACCAAAGCUCGUUUUGGAGGAGGUAAUUGGAGUGACAACAAAAAAUGCCAAUGGGUUAGCUUCGAAUACCUCGAGUUCCAAAUGUGCUUAUUUGGCAGGUUCUGUGGUGGUGAUUCUUGACGUGAAUUCUGGCACUCAGUCGCACCUCAUUGCAUCUGAUAGAUUGCCACCGAAGCCUUUGAGAUGUGUAGCUUUGUCACAAGAUGGUCGCUUUGUUGCAGCUGGAGAGGCAGGAAACCAGGCCUCGGUACUAGUUUGGGAUUCUUCUACUUUGUCCGUUGUCUCUGAAUUGAAAGGCCAUCUAUAUGGAGUUUCAUGCAUCUGUUUCUCACCAAAUGGUAAACAUCUGGUAUCUGUUGGGGUAUAUAUUUACCUUUGGGACUGGCGAAGUGGUCACCUGAUAACAAAGCUUCAAGGAACUUCCUCUGGUUCUACUGUCUCAAGUGUUAGCUUCUCAUCAGAUGCAAAAUUUAUUGUAACUGCUGGUAAAAAGCACUUGAAAUUCUGGACACUUAAAUCAUCUAGGAAAACUCAACAAAAUGGAGGGUUACACAGGACUGCAUCAUUAGCAAUCCAGGAAAAGGUUGCCAAUCUCUCAAUUCAGAAAGAUUGUUCAUAUACAUCUAUUGCUUCUUCUGUGUGGACCAAUGGUAGUGAUGAUAAUCGUAAACAAGCUGGUGGUUUAUUUCCUAUAUACACAUUGACUGAUUCAGGCAUUUUAUACCUUGUUCAUUCUGGGUUGUCAGUCAGAAAGUCUGUGAUCUUGAAGGUUCAAAAAGCUUUUGCAUUAUCUACAUCCGGAAAGCUUAUUGCUUGUGCAUGCAAUAAUGGAACAGUCCUUUUAUAUACCCCUGUGUCUCUGGAAUACGUAGGCAGUAUAUUAUAUUCAAAGGCCAACACUGUUUACCAUGCCAGAUUUCCUGAACAGAAUUUCCAGCAGUUACCUGCACUGCCUGAUGCAGUUGCAUGUCAGUUUUCAACCUUAGAAAAGCUGGUGGUCAUUUACAGAGAUCAUAGCCUCUACAUCUGGGACAUCAAUGAUGUGAAUCAGGCCACAAAGUGUUUUGCGCUAGUUUCACAUUCCUCAUGCAUAUGGGAUAUCAAGAAUUUAUGUUGUGAAAACAUGCAUGAUCCAUCUCUUGCAUGCACUGCUAAAGGUUGUUCGGGAGGGAUUUCUUUUGCAACAUGCUCUACUGAUGGUACAAUUAGGCUAUGGGAUAUUUCUUUGCAAUCUGAUUCGUCAAAAGACGUCGAAGAGCUUAAGAAUGAACUGUUGGGUUCUUCAUGUUUAGUAAGUGCUGGGACUUUUGAACGUGAUGCAGUUAAGGUAGAUCUUACCAGUCAAGAAUUUCGAUCGCUUGCUGUUAGUUCAGAUGGAAAGUAUCUUGCUGCUGGUGAUUGCAAAGGAAACCUUCAUAUAUACAACCUUCAAACAUCAGAGUACACAUGUUUGCAGGGUGCCCAUGAUGCCGAGAUUCUUACAUUAAGCUUUACCUUGUCCACCCAAGACAUAUCUGGGGAAAUAGCAAAAAACGGUUACUUUCUUGCCUCCGGGGGACGAGAUUGUAUAAUCCAUCUCUAUGAUGUUGAAAGAAAUUUUGAUCUUAUUGGCAGCGUUGAUGAACAUUCGGCUGCUGUGACUUCUAUCAAAGUUAGCAGCAACAGUUGCAAUAUCCUCAGUUGUAGUGCUGAUAGUUUCCUGGUGCUUCAUGAUGUAGUGAUAGCAAAUAAUGGUUAUAAAAUUUUGCUGCAACACCGUCAAAGGGCUUCACAAUUUGGAACUGUUUAUGACAUGGCUGUGGAUCUGACAUCUGAAACUGUUGUCACAGUUGGGCAGGAUAAGAAGAUAAAGACAUUCGACGUGGCGACACGAAGACUGAUAAGGUCCUACAAUCACGAUAAAGUUUUUGGAGAACCUAUAAAGGUUUUAAUGGAUCCAAGCUGCACAUAUGUGGUCUGCUCAUUCUCUAACAAGUCCAUCUACAUAUAUGACUUUAUGACCGGAGAGAUGGUUGCCAAGGCCACAGGACAUGCUGAAAUUGUUACUGGUGUCAUCUUCUUGCCUGAUUGCAAGCAUAUAGUUUCAGUGGAUGGUGAUGGUUGCAUUUUUGUAUGGAAAUUGCCCACUCCAUUGUCUACUAAAAUAUUGGAGAAACUAAUGGAAAAGAGUAAUCCAUUGCCUUCAAGAAUCCCUGAUCAACCUCCUGCUUGCAGUCAUCUACCAUCUUGCAAGGAGGAGUGCCAGCAAUGCAACAUCAAUCAUAAGGAUGUCCGUUCAUUAAGGAAAGAAAGCCAAAGUGGGAACAUAGUUCUUAAUUCAAAACGUUGCCAUAGAGAGACUCCAUCAUUUAGAUAUAGUAUUUCAAGACUUCCCAGAUGGGCACAAGCAAAUGUAACCGACUACAAUGAUGUCUGCAGGAAUGUUAGUGAGACUUCACCAGAGGCAUAUUCUGCUUUAUCUCCAGAAAUUCAAAUACCAUCAGAUCAUGCUUCUUUAUCACCAGAGACUUUGAACACUCAAUGCUCUUCAAGGCCUAGAAGUACUUCAAACAACACUGCUUUGGACAAUCAUUGGCGCUCUGUUUACACUGUUUGUAUGGACGCACUUUCCUCCCCGGAGAUGCAGAAUGUACUUGACACAAAGUUUCCAAAGAUUUUCUCGAGUUUAAGGCAAGAUAGGGCUAUGAUCAGUGAGGACCAUAUUGGUCUUGUUUUGGACCAGCAUGUUGGUAACAAUAAUGAUUCUUGUUAUUCCGAAGAAGUUUCUGAUAGAAAAGUUGAGCAGUUGCAUUUAGAUGAAUCUCAAAGCAUGCCAAAAACAAAUCAUGAAGAUAACUUGGACAGUCUGCCCUGUGAAGAAGAAAGUGAUAUCUUUAUGCAACAUUUUGGCAACCUAUCAAGUACACACAAGAUGAAGUCAAGGAAUUCAUCAGUUAGAAAGUUUUCUGCAAGAUAUACUGUAAAAUGGGAUUAUGCAGGGGACUACAAGAAAUUAUUUAGUAGUCCUGUCAGGAAUAUGACUGAUAGCAAGAGGUCAAAGGAAGAAGCCGCAACUGAUAAUAUAUCAGGAAACAGAUCCUUGCUGCAGGUGAAAGAAAUUGAAGCGAAAAAUUCUCGUGAACAGAACCUCAAGAACUCAGCACUGAAUUCAAUACAUGAACUAAUCAACUUCCCUGCCAAAGAAAAUUCAAUUGACAAUCAGCUGGGGCUAGACAGAGAUCAAAAGGAAGGUGGCUGUGAAGGGAGUGAUCUCCAAGAAACCAUAGCUGCAUGCAAGAAAGCAUUUGCUAGCUUGGAUGCAGCAGCUGAGAGUGCUUUGCAAUUAUUUUCAAAAUUCGAAAAGGGUUAUGGAGAAGAGGUUUCAAGAGAUGGAGUUCAAUUUUUAAAUGAUGCUGCUGAGCUACUUCCACUAAUUGUUGAGAAAGUAAAUACUGUUGCUAGAUUGGUUCAAUGUAGGAAGAACAAUAACUGUGGAAGUUGAUUAGGAGUUCCAAAAUUGAAUUAAUUGUUUGGUAGAUUUGCCAAAGGCCAUUAGGAUAAAGUUUAGGAAACACCAAAAGAAGUUACAUGCAUUCAUUGAAUAAAAUUCAUAGUCUUCUGCA
Trifolium pratense (red clover) is the source of this 4330-nucleotide messenger RNA. Its product is annotated as WD repeat-containing protein 62. Lineage: Eukaryota; Viridiplantae; Streptophyta; Magnoliopsida; Fabales; Fabaceae. The transcript is spliced from 20 exons. Gene Ontology annotation, molecular function: protein binding. Bases 688 to 4209 code for a protein of 1173 amino acids. Gene Ontology annotation, cellular component: mitotic spindle. The record is from RefSeq and is a predicted model, not a curated record. Gene Ontology annotation, biological process: mitotic spindle organization; regulation of mitotic cell cycle.